Molecule: messenger RNA, 2387 nt
Organism: Acanthaster planci (crown-of-thorns starfish)
Lineage: Eukaryota; Metazoa; Echinodermata; Asteroidea; Valvatida; Acanthasteridae
Source: RefSeq, a predicted model, not a curated record
AAAAGACCCCAGAGACAUCGCCUGCUCGGCGAUCCGCAAAAUUCACCUCUACUCUUUCAUCACGUGCUCCUGUGCUCCUGCAGCUGGGGCAAGUUGUGUUAUGGACCAUAGAUGUUGGUAAGACUUGACCAAUGUAUCGUGCCUAACGCGGGGAAUCCCCACUCCAGAAAUAGAAAUGAUGUGAUCCUUCCUCGUGAGUCGUCCUCCUACCUCGUCCUGUGGCCACCACCCCGCCACUCCAUACAUUACCUACGGAAGGGCAUUGUGAUGGGAACGAGGGUGAGACAUCGUAAGACAGCAUUACAACACAACUGUCGAAGGUCGCGACUAUUUCACAGAUGUGCCACUCCAAUCGCAGCGAAAAUUAGAGUGCUUGGAUUCCAAUACCCUUCCUUUAGCACAGUGAAACCACUUCUAGUGUUGAAACUUGAGCGUCACGUUUGCAGUCAGCUAACAUACAACAAGAUCAUGGUAGAAGGAAGUAUUCGCUCGUACGAUCCACUGGCGUACCAUGUCAACAAUGUGAAGGACAUCCGACCAGACAUAGUGAGGGCCCAUCGUGAAAAUGACACCGAAGAAAUCAAGCGGCUGCUGGCGGAGGGGGAGCCGAGUGACUACGAUGUCUUCAUCUGCGUCAACGAGGGUUGGCACGCCUUCGUGCUGUGUGCUCCAGCUAACGAAGUGACCCCGGAAAAUGACCCACUAAACGUCUUCCAGGACAUGCCGAUUCAUGACCCGUUCGCCAUCCCCAACCAACUCCUCGUCUGGGCGGCCGAGCUGCGCUUCGAGUCAGCCCAGCAGAGGAUGUAUAAGAUUCGCUUCAAGCUGUCGAUGUAUGGAGAGAUGAAAUCCAAGAUCAAGCGAUGCUUCUAUAUCGGCAAGUACAAGCGCGUGCCAGUGAGCGGGUUACAGUUGGCUAUUCUCAGGGCUUCCCCGAGACGCUACAAAGUCCUACUGGACGACUGUGUGGAGUUCGCUAAGACCUUCUGCUACGAGCUGCUCUCCUUCAGCGACAACGGGCGAGAGAUCGAGAAGUUAGUCGAGGAACAGCUAAACAAAGCCUCUGGCUCGGGGUUCAGUGUGGAAGUCCUUUCGCGUAGGGUCCGAAGUUCAGGCCUGGUGGGCAACACGUUCUUCGGAGGGCUUGACGCGUCCGCCUUCCUCGGCGACGUACAGUGCCCAAGGGGUGUCGUUUGUGUUACACUAGUGAUGUUUCUGACGGUAUACCCAAUAGUGGUAACCCUGCUGGUCCUUUACUUCAAAGGGUCGUAACUUUGACGGAAGGGAUACAUUUGUAAAGUUGAUAGUAGGGACCAUAGUGUCCAUACUUAAUGGCUAUGAAAUAGGACACUUUUAAUUGAUAUAAUGAGUUUCACAUUCCUUUAUUUCUCUAAUUCCUAGCACAAAAACUGUGUAUCCAUGUCUCUUCAGUUCAGCAUCUCAGAAAUUGAAUUUUUCUGGCCAAGGAAAUUGGGUGUAAAAGCUUUCAAGCUUGUUCGGAAAUCUGACCAAACUGCAUUUUUUCAAUGCCUUCAACGACCAGCUUUCAUUCCAUCUGGUUUGGUCGGCUUGUUUUUCAGUGUGUACCACGCCACACAAACACUCUUUUCUUGUCACAUGAAUUCAAUGUCACUUUUAUUUUACUAUUCAGCACACAGGUGACCACCAGUAGAUUGUUUAGGGGUGUGUACUAAUUAAACUAUACGAUAUAGUAAAUUCACAAAGGACUUCUUUGUUGCUCCAAGCACUCUCAAGUUUCUUUUUACCAAUCGAUUCAGUACGAUGUAAUUAAUAGAGAUUGUUGCACAGUUGUAUCAAUUUCUUCAAAAAGUUAUCAAUAAGUCAGUAAUUAAACAAGUAAACAGCGCAUAUAAAGUGUUAUGGUGUAAAAUUAAUAACCUUGGUACUAUAACAUAGAACACCACCAAAACGCUUGCCUUUUAGUUAUCGCUGAAAUGAAAUUGAUUUUGGUUUUUAAGUUAUUCAGAAAACACGUCACCAUUGGUUGUAAAUAGCGCAUACAGUAGAUGAUGUUUUCUGAAUGAAAAGACUUGCUAUUGCAGAAUAUCAUGCACAUGCAGAAACAGCUGCAGUCGCUAAAAAUGUAUUCCACAAGAGCAUUCAUUCGUUUGAAAAUUCUGCUUUUGGAAAGGAUUGCUCAACGCCUAUAUUGCACUUUGCAGGCUAGAAUGUGCAGAAACUACUUUUCAUUACUGUUGACUUCAGUGCUUCCAGCCUAAAAUUUCUCUAUAAGCAAUCAUCAUGAUGCAAUUUAAAGCGAACAUAAUAGUGAUUCUAGUGGAUACCGGUAGGCCCUAUGCUGUAUGUUUAACCAAACUUAUGACUUUUAUUAAUUGAAUAAAAAAUCGUUUUCGGUUUUCCUCUGA